UUAUAUCUCUAGCGACGUGAGCGCCACCUCACAUCUGACAAGAAUAAUGUUGCUAGGUGCACACGAUCCCAACGAAAUUAUCUUUUAUAAAAGUUACCAACAUAACAACGAAAGUACCAAAUCUGUCAAAACUGGCACUAAACGAGCUACUUAUCAAAUCGUCUCGAACAUUCGUGUGAAAACUUGAGUAAAAUUCGUUUCUGCGCAUAAUAUUAAAUCGAACAAAGACUAUGGAUCCGAGCAAAUAUUUCGAAGACCAAAUGAAUCAAGCUUUUCGGAAGCUGGCUACCGACAUCAUUCCGACCGAUGAGACGGCAAAAAAUCGUUGCACUGCCAAUAUUGUUAAGCUGUUGCAAGACAAGAGCCGUUUCAAAAUUGGCCAGGUUUGCAUUGCCGGCAGUGGUGGAAAACGAACGACAAUCUUCAGUUCGGAUGUUGAUUGCGUGUUGUUCAUGAACGAAAUGCGUCCGCCUUUCAAGGAAGUUUUGAACGACUUCUCUGACAUCCUCACGUUGACCGAUUCGUUCAACAUACGGCACGUUCGAACCACCCAAUACACCAUUCAAUUCACGGCGAACGGUUUUGAUUUCGACAUACAGCCGGCAGCCAAUUUUUUCGCCCAUUGCCACGACGAGACCGGUGAUCAUUUGAGCAGCGAACAACAUCGCAGGACGUUGGACAUUAUUAAAGCGGAUCCGGGCAAGUAUGGAUAUUCGUAUUCGGGCUCGUUGGCAAAGGCAACCGUUCAGUUUAUGAAAGAACAGGAUGCGUUCACUCACGAGAUGGUUCGUGUGGCGAAAUUCUGGUACAAGACUUUGUUCUUCGAUGAGUAUGUCAGUGGUGCCAAGAGCGCAAUUGAAUUGGUUGCUGUUUAUGUGGCCGGGAAGGAGCGUAAUUAUGGUUCUGCAUCGCAUUUGAGAUGCUUCGGGCAGGUCCUCAAGUAUCUGCAGAAUUUCGACGAGAUGAACAUCGUGUUCGAAAAUGAAUACAAAUUCGCCGAACAUCAACCGGUCAACGGCAAACGACCGCGUCUCAUCGAUCCGGUGAAUCCAUACAACAAUUUUGCCAGCAAUUGGUCCCGCAAAUCCAUUGAGCUGAUCAAAUGCUAUGCGAAUGAGACAAAUCGUCGACUGCAGAUUCUCGCCGAUGGCAAAAUGGCUCAGUUGAAUGUUCUGUUUGAGCCGCAACCAAUGAUUCUGCCGAUAUUGAGUAAAGUAUUCCCGGAUACUUCACAUCAUCGGUCGCAAUGGCUAGUGGGUGUGAACGAUAACAACUCUUUGCCGGAUCUGAAGGUUCACAACGAGAAAUUUAUGGACGACCCCGUUCGUCGCAUGGGUGUGGAAAUUCUGAAAGAUUAUUUUCGAACUGUGGCGUAUUCAGCGAAGGCAUCACCAAACACCGGCCCAGUGGAAGUAAAAACUGCCAUCGAAAAUUUGAUUUCGAGUCAUGUUCUCAAUCGAAAAGUUUCAUGGACACCAGUAUCCGCUGAAAGGCAUGAAGAUUUCGACGUAACAUUCACUGUUCCAUGUUCAAAUGACAAGGCCGUUCGGAUCAGUUACCGUUUAUAGAUUGAAUUGACGAUAAAG
Messenger RNA from Bradysia coprophila, 1586 nucleotides. Its product is annotated as 2'-5'-oligoadenylate synthase-like protein 2. The record is from RefSeq and is a predicted model, not a curated record. Gene Ontology annotation, cellular component: nucleoplasm; cytosol; membrane. Lineage: Eukaryota; Metazoa; Arthropoda; Insecta; Diptera; Sciaridae. Gene Ontology annotation, molecular function: 2'-5'-oligoadenylate synthetase activity; double-stranded RNA binding. Gene Ontology annotation, biological process: regulation of ribonuclease activity.